AUGUCCGUCAAUAGGGUCAACACAGCUGCCCCUUCCUUGGACUGCCGACCUGCUCCAGCGCCCUACCCGCCGGGCAGCGGACCUCCGCGGUCGCCCCUUCACAAGGUGCCCCCGGGCCUGGCCGGUGCUGUCACCGCAGCGGCGACCGACCGAGGCCUGCAGGGCGCUGUCCCCCGCGGGCACCUGAGCCAGGCCUGCGAGCAGCGCGACCGCCUUCGGCUCGAACCCUGA
Rangifer tarandus platyrhynchus (Svalbard reindeer) is the source of this 231-nucleotide messenger RNA. Lineage: Eukaryota; Metazoa; Chordata; Mammalia; Artiodactyla; Cervidae. The record is from the annotation of a GenBank genome assembly.